GGAAGUAGAUCUAUAUCUUCAAAAAAUGAUCAAUACGCUUUGUGGCGAUUUUACCAUCUACAGAAACUCACCACCUGUAAUGCUUGUGUAUUUCAUUACAUCUUACUACAUUUUACAUCGAUAUUGAACUAGAUCUAGCUACAGAACAUACCAACAAAUACACUGUAAUUAAACUUUUUGUAAUUAUUUACUUAGAAUAGAACAUUGAAAUAAGAUAAUGAAACGAAAGAUUAAGAAUUCAGACGAAGCCCAAGAAACAGAGAAGGAGGAAGUCCAAGACAAUGCCGAGGUCAAGGCCAAGGCUCCCAAACGAAGGCGUAAGUUUGCUGAUCUUACAAUUAUUGACGAGCCACGACUGGAAUCGAAGCCAGAAAGUAGUUAUUGGGACAGACUCCCUUACCCAAUAGGUGUUGAAAUCUGCCGCUACUUGAAUAAUGCCGACAGAAGCUCUAUGUCAAGGGUAUGUCGAGCAUGGUACAACAUUUUUAAGGAUCCUUCGCUCUGGAGAAAGAAGCAGUUCUUACUUGGAGGACCAUAUUCGAAAGUAACAAGUAGAAAAACCCUUCGCUUCACCACGAUGUUUGGUAGCUGCCUUCAAGAGGCCAGGAUCGUCUGCUACCACAGGACGUCCAAUACCUGCAAGAUCAUUUAUGAAACAAUGGAGAAGAUGAUGGAUAACAUGACGCUGUCUAAACUGAAUCGCCUGGACAUCAAGGACCUAGAACUGGACAGAUUCUACUGGAAGUAUUCAUCUCUCAGAGAUAAAGUCACAGAAUGUCUUGUCAAAAUGUUUCAACUACAAAACAAUCUAAAGCACGUACGGAUGGAGUUGUGUCAGUUUACUUUAACGGAAGGGGCAGCCAUUUUAAACGCUCUGUUGCAAUCGUCAGGUCACAAUGUCUGUUGUCUUCACCUCCUUGACUAUUUCGAUUCAUUUUUUACGUUAAGCGACCAAGAAAUUUUUACAAGCAUAAUCAGUAACUUUACCAAUCUAAAAAACCUAAGUCUAAAUUACUGCUACAUUUCGAAUGAGUUGCUUAUGAAUCUCUCGGUCGUACUGAAAGACAAGCUGAAAUGCCUUACUAUUCGUGCUUCUGUAAUAGAGGAUCACUAUCAUGUGAUUACACCCGGGACAUGGAAAUUGUUAAACGCUUCCUGUCCAGCGGUCAAGGUCAGACUGAGCCUACUCAGAAUAGCAGACUCGGAGACAAUCAUCCCGAUGUUAGCCCAGGGCAUGCCGUUGUCUCGCUUCUCUAUGACCUCGGAGAUGGAGAGCGCUUUUGAUGCACAUCUAUCUCAAACCUUGACACAUCUAGUCCACAACUUCCAACUCACACUAGAGGAAGUCAACUUACACUUUAACUGCUUACAGGACUCUGUGGACAAUGAGCUCAUUAGCAUAGUACAACAAUGUCGCAACUUGAAGACUUUGCGUGUCAUGGCUAAUGCAGGAGUUGUGGUGGCCAAUGCUAUCUGCACUGCCUUGAAAGACCGUCGACAACUGCGUAAGGUAGAAUUCACCGUGAAUGAAUACAGCGACGAUCCCAAUUCAGAGCGACUCAGAAGUGUACUGAGAAACAUUCAAGACAUGCUGAAUGAAGUCCGACUAGUCAGAGACAUUUCAGUGGCUACAAUAAACUAAAGAAAACCUUACAGAAUAUAAGCUGAAAUGCUUAAAACAACA
Messenger RNA from Biomphalaria glabrata, 1684 nucleotides. RefSeq names its product F-box only protein 39-like. Lineage: Eukaryota; Metazoa; Mollusca; Gastropoda; Planorbidae. The transcript has 8 exons. Gene Ontology annotation, biological process: positive regulation of protein ubiquitination; SCF-dependent proteasomal ubiquitin-dependent protein catabolic process. Gene Ontology annotation, cellular component: SCF ubiquitin ligase complex. The record is from RefSeq and is a predicted model, not a curated record. Gene Ontology annotation, molecular function: protein binding. The coding region runs from base 218 to 1642 and encodes 474 amino acids.